Messenger RNA from Fusarium pseudograminearum CS3096, 1494 nucleotides. RefSeq lists its product as uncharacterized. Gene Ontology annotation, molecular function: oxidoreductase activity, acting on paired donors, with incorporation or reduction of molecular oxygen; heme binding; iron ion binding. Bases 1 to 1494 code for a protein of 497 amino acids. NCBI's taxonomy places the organism in Eukaryota, Fungi, Ascomycota, Sordariomycetes, Hypocreales, Nectriaceae. The record is from RefSeq and is a predicted model, not a curated record. The transcript is spliced from 7 exons.
AUGAUUUCAGACUAUCUUCAACAACCGAAGGGGUACGAGAUUCUAAUUCUCGUCCUGACUCCGAUCCUGCUCCACGUUAUUGGGACAACAUUGUAUAAUGUCUUCUUCCACCCACUCGCAGCGCUGCCUGGUCCGUUAGCAUGUAAGAUUAGCCGUAUCUGGCAGUAUCUGUCGGAGCUAGGCGGUGAUGGUGCAAAUACUUUGGCAGCUUUGCAUAAACAAUAUGGGCCGUUGGUUCGGAUUGGACCCAACGAAGUCUCGAUUAGAGAUCGAGAAGCAUUUGUUACAAUCAACAAGCAAGGAACCCGUUUCCUAAAACAUUCUACGUUCUAUGAUGCCUUCUCCUCUCACCAUAACAACUUAUUCAACUUUUCUAAUGUCGAUGAACACUCGAAACGAAAACGACUCAUGUCCCCUUCGUUUUCACGCGCCUCAACAGAGCAACAUGACGCUAUUAUACAAGCAACUAUCAAGCCGGUGAUGGAAGAGAUUGCUGUGAGUGUUCGGAAAGGAGAGUCUAUCGAUUUGUAUCCUGCCAUGCGCAGGUUUGCGAUCAAGUCUAUCAUAUCCUUCUGUUAUGGAAACAAUUCGAUCUCUCCCGAUUAUGUCGAAAGUGUGAUACCGAACCUCUUCCGGGUACUCAAUGAAAGCCCAAGGGAUUUGCUGGCGUUACAACAUUUUCCUCUCCUACGAAAGUCUCUGAAGCGCCUCGCCCUGAUAUUCCCCCAGCUAUUUCCAGAAUCUAUCAGGUUUCUAGAAAGUGUCGGAAUGGAGCUUCUACAUUCUUCUCGAAAGUCAAGCAGCACAGCUCAACCAGGCCUUUUCAAGGAAAUGCAGAAGCUGCUGAAGGUAAAAGGCCAGUCGCUGACUGAUAAUGAAAUCAUUGCAGAAAGUAGCACGAUGUUCUUUGCUGGCACGGAUACAACUGCAACCACGAUCUCUGUCGGGCUCUGGCACCUCUUUCACCAACCCGACGAUUAUGCUCGCCUUCAAGACGAGCUAAAGACAAUCAUGCCGGAUGUGAACUCCAAGCCGAGCUUGAGAGAACUCGAAAGCUUGCCUUUCCUCGAAGCCUGCAUUAAAGAGAGCCUGCGUUUAGCAUGUCCCCCUAGAGGGCGCCUUCCACGUGUCGUGCCAUCGGAAGGUUUAGAAGUGAAUGGUUUUAGGAUUCCUGCUGGUUGUGUUGUAUCUUCAUGUAUAUCUUACAUGACAUACGAUGAAGAAGUAUUCCCAGAACCAUGGAAGUUUCGACCUGCAAGAUGGCUCCAGGAAAACAGCAAGGAGCUUGAUGCAUUCUUCUACCCCUUCUCUAGAGGCACGCGAUCAUGCAUUGGACAAAGUUUGUCUCUUGCUGAACAACGAAUUGCAAUUUCACAAAUGGUUCGCCGGUUCUCCCCCAAUAAGGGUAUGCAAUUUCGCGAAAUUGUUGGGAAAGAGUAUAUAACAUAUGUCGUGGAAGAUGACCUUCCAGUGAUGCUGGAGGAAGCUAAGUAG